Messenger RNA from Gadus chalcogrammus (walleye pollock), 2297 nucleotides. RefSeq names its product solute carrier family 22 member 13. Gene Ontology annotation, cellular component: membrane. Gene Ontology annotation, molecular function: transmembrane transporter activity. NCBI's taxonomy places the organism in Eukaryota, Metazoa, Chordata, Actinopteri, Gadiformes, Gadidae. Bases 7 to 1644 code for a protein of 545 amino acids. The record is from RefSeq and is a predicted model, not a curated record. Gene Ontology annotation, biological process: transmembrane transport. The transcript has 10 exons.
GCGAAAAUGAAUUUCGACCAGAUCUUGUCUCUGGUCGGGGGAUUUGGGAAGUACCAAAAGGUCCUGUACUUGUGGGUCAGUUUCCCGCAGCUGAUCCUCGCCUGGCACAUGAUGGUGACGGUGUUCACCGGAGCACAGCCGCCCCACCACUGUCCCCAACACGGGAACUCGCUGCUCGACACCGCUUCAGUGGCGUCCGCCUCCUUUGUCCUCCACCAGAACCUAAGCACUUCGGUCCCGGCCGACGGACCAGGACCGAACCACUCUUCCUGUUACUCUGUUAUAAUUCGGGACAACCGGAGUGUGCGUGUCCAGUCGUGUGAACAAGGAUGGGUCUACAGCAAUGAAACUUUCCUGAGCACCGUGGUCACCGAGUGGGACCUGGUGUGUGACAGAGAAUGGCUGAACAGCCUGGCAUCCGCCAUCUACAUGUUCGGGCUGUUGGUGGGAUCUGUUGUGUUCGGGUUCAUGGCAGACAGGUAUGGCCGUCGUUUCGUCCUGCUCUUGGCACUGGCUCUCCAGACAGUGUUUGGUUCGUUGGCGGCCUUUGCACCAAACUUCCCAAUCUACGUGUGUCUACGCUUUGUAGUGGGCAGCACCAUCUCCGGAGUCAUCAUCAAUGCCUUUGUGAUAGGUACUGAGUGGACUUGUACCGAGCGCCGCGUGCUUGCCCCCAUAGCCACUGACUUUGCCUUUAGCUUUGGCGUCAUGUCACUAGCAGGUCUAGCCUACCUGAUGCGAGACUGGAGACAUUUACAGCUGGCUAUAUCUGUACCCGGUUUCCUCCUCAUCUGGUACAUAUGGGUGAUUCCUGAGUCUGCCCGCUGGUUGCUGACCAAGGGUCGCACCGACGACGCCAUGGUUCUUCUGCGCAAGGCCGCCCUGGCCAAUGGCCGCCAAUUACCGCCAAGUAUACAGUUCGACAAGGCUCUGACCGGUGGCAAGAAGCAGACGUACACACCACUGGAUCUCAUGCGAACACCUCAGUUGAGGAAGAUGGUCAUCAUCCUCUUCUAUUUGUGGUUUGUCAAUGUGCUGGUGUAUUACGGCCUGGCUCUGGGCGUCUCCAGGCUGGGCAGCAACAUCUACAUGACACAGUUUGCGUUCGGGCUGAUAGAGAUCCCCGCCCGGGGCCUGGUGCUGCUGGUGCUGCCCUGGAGCCGGCGCCUGGCCCAGGGCGGCUUCCUGGCCUUCGGGGGGGCGGCCUGCCUGCUCAUGCUAGCAGUCCCUGCUGACCACCCCAACAUCAUCACCGGUCUCGCCCUGGCGGGGAAGUUUGGCAUCACGGCCUCCUUCUGCGUUAUCUACAUCUACACAGCCGAGUUAUUCCCCACAGUUCUCCGCCAAACAGGUAUCGGCAUGUGCGGUGUGUUUGCGCGGAUAGGCGGGGUGCUAGCCCCCCUCAUCAACCUGCUGCACAUCCACAGUCCGGUCUCCCCCCUGCUCAUCUUCGGGACCGUGCCCCUGCUGGGAGCCGCGCUGUGCGUGGCCCUGCCAGAGACCGCCGGCAGACCGCUACCUGACACUGUGGAAGACGCCGAGAACUGUGACACAAGCACCUAUACCGCACCAUUCAGCUCCGGACUAUGUGAAGACACCAGCAAAUCAAUACCCAGCAAAGAAGAACAGGAAUGCUGCAUUUAGCAAGCCAGUCUUCACGUGCAUGCAUGGAUAAUCCCCCACAUUGAUGAACAGAAUUGCCAUUGCAACUUUGCAAAAAUAAGAUACCAAAAGAUGGGAAUUAUGGGCAUAAUCUAAUGAAAGAAUUGAUGCUCAGAACAUUUGAGCUAAUUGGUAAAUUAUAUAAUUAUAUCCAGGUAAAUUUACAAUGACAUAUAUAUGUAUAUAGACUUUGUUUUAACCUUCUGGUGCUUUCUGGUCAUUUAAUUUAUAGAUUUCAGUAGGCAAAUACACAUUGUGGCCCACAUUGUGGGCCAUAGAUAGGCUAUUAUGCUUUUCUACUACUACAAACAGUUAUAUGAGCUUUAAACAGCCUCAUUUACUAAAAUGUGAACUAAAACAAUUCAAUAAUACUGGAUUCUUGAAAGAUCAAGAUUACCUUUUUUUUGCCAUUAUAUUUUGUAUAUCAUUUUGUAUAUCAUUUAAGGUCUUUCAAAGAGUAUCCAGACUUUUUAAUCAAGUAUACCUGAAAUUGUCCAGUUUUUAAUGCAUGCUGCAUGCAACCAUUUGAUUAUACAUAAUGUAAUAUUGUAUUUGGGUCCUUAAUUUCUAUUCAGGUAUUGCAUUUAUAAAAGUAAAAUAAAGAAAAAACCUGUUAAACUGCAUCUGUAUUUCCU